Messenger RNA from Gastrolobium bilobum, 1560 nucleotides. Its product is annotated as protein ETHYLENE INSENSITIVE 3-like. The coding region runs from base 1 to 1560 and encodes 519 amino acids. The transcript is spliced from 2 exons. The record is from RefSeq and is a predicted model, not a curated record. Gene Ontology annotation, molecular function: DNA-binding transcription factor activity; DNA binding. Gene Ontology annotation, cellular component: nucleus. Lineage: Eukaryota; Viridiplantae; Streptophyta; Magnoliopsida; Fabales; Fabaceae.
AUGGAGAGAGGCAUUGUUGCAAAACUUAGACCAGAAACUAACAUCGAAGACAAAAGCGAUGAAGAAAUAACUGUGGAGGAACUUGAGAGGAGAAUAUUGAGUAAUAGUAUAUUAUUGAAGCGGCUUAAGGAAGAGAACAUGGAAAAGGAGAAUGGGAAUUUGCAAUCAUCAAACCAAGUGAAAGGGAAGAUCAUGAGUAGAGCACUAGAUGGUAUAUUGAAUCAUAUGUUUAAGAUGGUGGAUAUUUGCAAUGCUCAAGGAUUUGUCUUUGGCAUUAUUCCUGAAGAAGGGAACCCAAUCACACAUUCUUCUGAUAAUCUUAGAGUUUGGUGGAAGGAAAAGGUAAAGUUUGAUCGUAAUGGCCCUGCUGCAAUAGCCAAGUUUGAAGCAGAGGAAGGAGUUGCUACAAACAAUGAAGGGUUGAAUAGAGAUGCAAUAACUUCUCACACCUUGAAUGAACUCCAAGACACUACUCUUGGAUCACUUUUGUCUACACUAAUGCACCAUUGUGACCCAUCACAGAGGAAGUUCCCUUUUGAGAGUGGUGUUCCUCCACCAUGGUGGCCUAAAGGAAAUGAAGAAUGGUGGCCUCAAUUGGGUUUUGAAAAGGAUCCAGGUCCACCUCCUUAUAAGAAGCCUCAUGAUUUGAAAAAGGCUUGGAAGGUGGUUGUUCUCACAGGUGUGAUUAAGCAUAUAUCCCCUAAUAUUGAAAAGAUAAGAAGGGCUGUACGUCAAUCUAAGUUCCUACAAGACAAGGUGACUGCUAAGGAAGCUGCUAUUUUAGUGGCUAUUAUAAACCAAGAGGAAUUCUUAGCUAAACAGAAGUAUCCGAUAAGGUUUGCACCUUUUUUAGAUGGAAACAAUGGGACUAAUCUGCUCAAUGAGAUCAAUGAUUAUGAUGUUGAAGACAAUGCUGAUGAUACAAAUAAUGUGGAAAAGCACAAUCAACCCCUCAAUACUAAUAUAGUUCAAAUGCAACCAAAUGUGGCAACAGACAACAUUGUUAUGAGGCCAGUUGCUACAAAGAGAACCAGACUGCUAGGUUGUGAUGACAUUUAUACAUGUAAAAAUCCUCAAUGCCCUUAUAAUAAUUACUACCUUGGGUUUCAUGACAAGUCUACAAGAGAUGAUCACCAAUUGAAUUGCUCAUACAGAAGUAACUCUUUCCAAAUGCUUGGGUGGUCAAAACCUCAACCUAAUCAUGCCAUCAAGUCUGAAGUGAAUUAUGAUGAUAUGGUUCCUGAUAUGGGGUCAGUUCACAAUACAGGCAAUACACAGAACAACACCAUGGUUUCUCAGAACCAUAUACCUCUUGUGAACUGGAACCAGCAACAACAAAACCUUCGACUUCAUAUGGAUAGAAAUUUCUUGGGUCAAAGAGUUAGUGUUAAUGGGAAUCUUUCUUCUGAAUUAACCAAAUUCCCUGCACCAUCCUCUGAACCUCAGCUUGAAAUAAAACCAUCUGUUUCUCAGUUGGACGGUGCUAGAUUCAAUCAGCAAUUUACUACCUCUACCAUGGACCCAUCAUCAAGUAAAAUUUUCACUAGAAGGUACAAUUAA